Dermacentor albipictus is the source of this 670-nucleotide messenger RNA. RefSeq lists its product as uncharacterized. NCBI's taxonomy places the organism in Eukaryota, Metazoa, Arthropoda, Arachnida, Ixodida, Ixodidae. The record is from RefSeq and is a predicted model, not a curated record.
ACUCUCGAGAGGCCUUGGAGAAAAAAAUAAAUGCAACGAAUAAAAAAAAAGUGAGAAUGGUAGAGACGGCAGCGGCGGUCCGAAGACAAGACGCGCACUUUGUAGCAGGCAGGCAUCGGUGACACCGCUCUAUCUCGGCUUCAAAACCUUCUAGCGUUCUUCUGAACAUCUACACCAUGAGUCGCUACGCUCUCGCGCUGGUUGGCAUGACUCUGCUGGUAGCAGCUGUCUCGGCGGCGCCUGCCAAGGAACCAGAGCCAGAGGUCGACCCUUCUUCAGCUCCUACCGGCGGACUCCUGGAUGCCUUCAGAUCAGUCGGUAGCCAGUUCCAGCGCGUGGCCGACGGGUUCCCGCUGAGCUUCAACAACGCGGCGUCCCGCCUGCAGACGUGGGCCGAAGGCGCUGGCAGCACCGUGGGCAAGUCGGCCAGCGACUCCUUCCAGUUCACGAGGCAGCUGUUCAAGCCCUUGCGUAAGGAGGACGUCCAGCCGCCUUCGUCCACCUCCUCCUAGAUGCGCGGCGGGAGCUCCGUACAUCAUCUUCCGAACCGUUCACGAGAGACCGACGCGCGCCGAAAAUACGCACGCUCGAUUUCGAGGCCCCGUCUUUACGGGUGCCCGGUGACUACGACAAUUCCACAGAACAAAUAAUUAAACCACCGUUAAACGAC